Molecule: messenger RNA, 933 nt
Organism: Brassica napus (rape)
Lineage: Eukaryota; Viridiplantae; Streptophyta; Magnoliopsida; Brassicales; Brassicaceae
Product: 14 kDa proline-rich protein DC2.15
Exons: 1
Coding region: 376-768 (130 amino acids)
Source: RefSeq, a predicted model, not a curated record
AAAUACUUGUCGUUUUAUUUAGAUUAUAUCUAUCAAUAUGUUAUGGGCCUCGUCUAUGUAUUGACUAAUUUAAUAUUUCUCGCAUGUUACAUGUAACUCGACUAAUUAUCCUUAUGUCGUGACAGUUUGUAAGAUCAAUCAGUUCACAAUAAUUUUACUUUCAAAUAUAUUAAUCUUUCACAUGAACAGUUCAUCGAACUUAUAAUACAUUUCGUUGCCACUCGUCAAAUUGUAAUUUUAAACACAUUAGCCGAUCUAAAUCUUCGCCUAUAAAAAACCUUACCACUCUUUCCAUUUUCUCCACACAACAUCACAAGCUUGAUAAAGAGAGAUAACUUUCUAAGAGAAAACUCUUAAAACUUCACUCUUUCAUCAAUGGCUUACUCUAAGAUUGCUCUUCUCCUUGUUUUGAAUGUCAUCUUCUUCACUUUGGUCAGCUCUACAUCGGCCCCUUGUCCACCACCACCGUCCAAAAUCCCCAACAAGAAACCCCCACCGUCGUCUCCUUACAGCAAACCCACUUGUAAAGAUGCUCUUAAACUCAAGGUAUGUGCCAACGUGUUGAAUUUGGUUAAGGUUUCUCUACCGCAAAAGGCCGAAUGUUGCGCUCUUAUCAAAGGUCUAGUUAAUCUCGAUGCCGGGGUCUGUCUCUGCACCGCUUUGAAGGCUAAUGUCCUUGGCAUUAUUAAUCUUCGUGUUCCUAUUUCACUGAGUGUUCUCUUUAACCAGUGUGGUACGAAGGUUCCAUCUGGUUUCCAAUGUGCUUAGAGAUAGCACGUUUUUAAACCGAUUUUCUAAAUUAUCACUAAAACUACGUUUCUUGUUUCAAAAUUUCGUGUAAUGUCCAGUUUUCUUGUUUUAUUCUACUAUUAUCUAUUGUUUGUUAUUUGUUACAUGUUUUAUUAAUGAAAUAUGGUGUUUUCAUUCAAGAAA